AUGCAUCCUUUUACUAUGUUCAUCUAAUCUAUUUAUUUCACUAAAGCUUAGCGAUAUUUGACAAGGCUGAUAAAACAGAGUCGGGGUCAACUGUAGAAGAUACAUGUUUAUGUAAAUAGUGAGUGAAAGGGAAUAUAUUAGUGGAAAAUGUCUGAACAGCAGGAUUCUAAAUGGAAAGAGGAGUUUAAGAAAGAUGUCGUGUAUUUACACGUGAUUCCUAGAUCACGUGCACGUGAUGUGGUUAAUAUAUCUCCAUACGCCAUCAAACUUGAGCUAUGGCUGAGAAUAAACAAUAUACCAUUUGAGACGAUUGAUUGUCAAGCAUUCUCCAAAAAAGGUCAAAGUCCUUUUAUAAUGUUUAAUAAGGAAGAAAUACCUGACAGUAACUUUAUCAUCGAGUUCCUCAGUGAAUAUUUCAGCGUAGAUCGAUUUCCAGGAUUAAACACCACAGAGAAAGCAGUCGCACGUGCAUUCAUAAAAAUGGUCGAGGAAAAUACGUCAUGGCCAAUUUUCAUCUAUCGUUAUGUAGAGAACAUAGACGAAUACUCGGAAUACUUCUCACCAGAUCAGCCAGUAGAAGUUAGAAAACAAAUUCUGGGAAAACUACAAGAAUGGGUAGGUAAACGUGCACAUUGGUCACGGUAUAGGGCGUCAUUCUAGUGAAGAGGUUCAGAAAGUAGGCUGUGACGAACAUUCAGGCCAUUUCGG
Ruditapes philippinarum (Manila clam) is the source of this 708-nucleotide messenger RNA. Its product is annotated as failed axon connections homolog. The transcript has 5 exons. The record is from RefSeq and is a predicted model, not a curated record. Gene Ontology annotation, cellular component: cytoplasm. Lineage: Eukaryota; Metazoa; Mollusca; Bivalvia; Venerida; Veneridae. Bases 148 to 660 code for a protein of 170 amino acids.